GAACUAUCGCCUAUUUGGCGGCAUCUUUCCUCACAGAAGGCAUCCUACUCUAUUCUGUGUCCCGAGCAGUGUGGAAACACCGCGACGCCCUCUGCCAAGUUAUAGCAGCCGGCUGGUCUCAAUUCAAAAGCUUUCCCUAUCGGUGUGCCACGCCCGUUAGCGACGCUGACAAGAAAGUCAUGGAAGGAGUUUACCAGUUUAGGUGCUGGGUUGCGGACCGCAUGGCAACCUAUUUGCUUGCAGUCCUGGGUACUGCAGUCAUGACAAACCAGUUGAUUUUAUUGCAGCGCGGAACAGGCUGGGUGUCAGAAGGCCAGAGUUGGGCAGUGCUUGCGAUGUUUGCAGGGACAGCGAUGAUGAAGGUCGUGCCGGGAGGCAUUGCAUCAGUGGGACUGAACGCAUUCUACCUCUACUCCUGCCUGCUUUGCAUCGUCUACGUCUCUAAGUACAGCGUUCCUACCCAGUCGUUCGCCAUGUUCUCGCUGACGGCAACGGCUUUUAUUCGCAUGCCUUUAGUGCUGUUUCCCACCCGCAUCAGCGUGGUCCUCCUUGCAAAUGCAUUGAGCAUCGUCCAUGCUUUUUUGCGAGUCCUCACUGACGACUUUGUGGAUGGUGGCAUGUUUGCGGUGAGGCAGGAGUUCCUACUCUUUCUGAACAUUGUUGGCUUCAGUAUGAUCAUGGACCGAAUCUUGCAACAAAAGGCCGAGUUGGAACUGGAACGUGGCAAAGUCGCCUCCCAGCUGUCUGCCGCCUCGUCAUUAUUGUGCCUCACUUGUGAUGCCGUGAUUGAGCUAGACAACAAUCUAUGCUUGACAGAAGACUCACCGGAGCUGGCCCACAUGCUAAUGAGAACUGGACCCCGGGCAGACUUGAAAGGAGCCAACUUUUUGGACUUCAUGGCCCAGGAUGAAGCGGUGCGAACCCAUAGCUUUCUGGAAUCGGAGGAGAGGCCCUCUGGAAGUUCUCUGACUCUUAGCCCCAAACGGCACAUUACGGCAAGAGCCUUUCACACGCGCUGCUUGGAUGGCACUUAG
Messenger RNA from Cladocopium goreaui, 1034 nucleotides. Lineage: Eukaryota; Dinophyceae; Suessiales; Symbiodiniaceae. The record is from the annotation of a GenBank genome assembly.